This is a messenger RNA of Solanum stenotomum, 486 nucleotides long. RefSeq lists its product as uncharacterized. The coding region runs from base 1 to 486 and encodes 161 amino acids. The record is from RefSeq and is a predicted model, not a curated record. NCBI's taxonomy places the organism in Eukaryota, Viridiplantae, Streptophyta, Magnoliopsida, Solanales, Solanaceae. The transcript has a single exon.
AUGCCCAGCACUGAAGAAGCUCCCAUCGCUGCUACAGUCGUAGCUUCUGAAUCUCCAACUAUGGACUCUAAUGAUCCAUUUUUCCUUCAUCCCUCAGACUCUCCUGGCAUGAUUCUAGUCAACACUGUCUUUGAUGGUCAUGGUUUUGCAGGAUGGAAGAGGGCUCUCCUCAUUGCACUCUCUGCCAAGAAUAAGCUUGGUUUCAUAGAUGGGAGUUGCAAAUCACCUGCUGCUGAUUCAUCCAACCUCAGGCUGUGGAAUCGUUGUAAUGACAUGGUGACAUCUUGGUUGCUGAACUCCCUUUCAAAGGAAAUAGCAGCUAGUGUCCUGUAUUCAAAGAGUGCUGAAAGCCUUUGGGAUGAUCUUGAGGAUAGAUUUGGACAGUCUAAUGGUGCCAAACUCUAUCAUCUGCAAAAAGAGAUUAGUGAUUUAGUACAGGGAACUAGUGAUAUAGCAGGCUACUUCACNAAAGGAAAUAACAGCUAG